UAAUCAGCUCGCAGCUGUUUUAUUGUGUUUGUUUUUGUGGCAUAUUUUCACUCAAAUUUGGCGUCUAUUUGAAAAACCUAAACAAACAUAGACAGAUUGUUAUUUGCUUAAGUAUUUAAGUAUUCGGCAUUUAUUCAAAGCAUGUACAACGCAGAAUGCAUUGCCAUAAAGGAUAUAAAGCCUGGUCUCAAAAACAUAAAUGUUAUUUUCAUAGUGCUUGAGGUAGGCGUGGCGACUGUGACCAAAGAGAAUCGAGAGGUGCGCAACUUUAAGGUGGGCGAUCCCACAGCCAGCAUUAACGUGUCCAUCUGGGAUGAGCCCGGCAAACUGAUAACACCCGGCGACAUCAUCCGGCUGACCAAGGGGUAUGCGUCGAUUUGGCGGCACUGCCUCACCCUGUAUUCGGGCAAGAAUGGCGAGGUCUUCAAAAUUGGCGAAUUCUGCAUGAUAUUCAACGAGGCGCUCAACAUGAGCGAACCCAAACGGGCCGAGCCGUCGUCAGCAGUUCCCCAGGCCGGACUCGGUGCCGUUGUGCAGACGCCUGUUGUGGCGCCUGUGGGCGUGGCCGCUGCCGGCGCUGUCCAGCCGCCAGUGGGCACAGCGCCGACGGUGGCUGUGCCGCCCACCAUCGUAAAACAAACGGGUGGACGCGGAGGACGAGCCGGAGCGGCUCGUUCUGGCGGCCUGAAAUCGGAACGCAGAUAAAAUUGGAAAUGAGGCUAAAAGGCAAACGAAUUAUUAAAUUAAGUGAAAUUUUUAUUGCGAAUAGUAGUGAACAGUUUGAAAAGUC
Molecule: messenger RNA, 790 nt
Organism: Drosophila grimshawi
Lineage: Eukaryota; Metazoa; Arthropoda; Insecta; Diptera; Drosophilidae
Product: SOSS complex subunit B homolog
Exons: 2
Coding region: 142-705 (187 amino acids)
Biological process (GO): response to ionizing radiation; mitotic cell cycle checkpoint signaling; double-strand break repair via homologous recombination
Cellular component (GO): SOSS complex
Molecular function (GO): DNA binding
Source: RefSeq, a predicted model, not a curated record